CUCCAUGCAGACAUAUAAACACAAGUGAUCUUUUCGGGAGUUUUGGCACGUAGAGAAUCUCUUUCUACUUCUUUUUUUCGUUCACGGUCCUUUGCCUUAUACACUGGAAUUAAUGCAAGUGUGAUGAAACUGCAUUGCACCACAACCAUUGACCAUUUCACCAUCUUUUAAUUGUUUAUUGAUUAAAAACAACGUUAACUUCGUUUUCAUAACUUCACCGAAAAAUGGAUGGAAGCAUUACAAAUGCUAAUGAAGUGGUAUCCAAAGAGCAAUCUUGUUUGGCACAGGAUGUGAGGUCAGAAAAUGAAAGUGUGCAAACUGGGACGAGCGGUUCCAGCUCAUCAGCCUCUAGUCCAAUGCCUGUGGAAGAUCUGGGUCCCGUGUUUGAAGUCAAGGGUAUCCGUGCCACCACAGACUCCUCUGUCUUGACGUUCAGAAUCUCCAGACUCGACGAUCCCGAAAGCAGAGACUCUGGGUGGGAGGUGACCAGAAGUGCAGAGGAGUUUGAGGCCUUCAACCGGUUGAUUCUCGAUUGCCAAAAGUUUGGUGGCAUGAUAUUCCCACCAUUGCCACCACCCAUAGAGUCCAAGUACGAAGAAAGUUUUCUGGAAGCCCCCAUAAUCCAUCGGAAACAGGUUGAAAGAUACCUCCAGUUGGUUUCUUCUCACCCCAUUCUGGGGAGGUCGCAAGCCCUGGCGGAUUUCCUAUCGCCGACUUAUGUGCUGGCUGAGAAAUCAGGGCGCAAAGGCUUCUUCUCGAAAAUUGCUGAGAGCUUUUCGGGGUCUUCCCAGCCGGCCAAAGUCCCCCACCGAGACAUUGAAGAAUUCUUUCAAAACGAACGCGACUGGUCAGCCAACUACUCUGUCCAUCUGAAAACCACGUUGAACGCCGUACUGACCGUGAUCUAUUCGGAAAAGAAAAUCAUCGGACAGUUGAAGCAUCUGUGCACAGCGUUAUCGAUGAACGCCCCGAGUUGCUACCAGCAGGAAACGGGUCUCAUCCAUCACCGUCUGCAUUCCAAAAUGGCAGAUUCAUUUUUAAAUAUCCAGGAUUUGACGGAAGACGGGCUGCAGCGAGGCUUGUGUGAUUUCUAUUGCAUCUGGGACCUGUACCUGCAAUACCUGGCCAACGAGCAGCUGAUGCUCAACCGACGUACGGCUCUGCUCAUCAACUACGAGAACUGCAACCGCAACUGGGAUAAGGCCAAAGCCCACAAACGAGAUGAGGCUGAAGCGGCCAAAAAGGCGGCCGAAACGGCGUUUGAAGAGUGCUCCGACGGGGCCCGUCACGAGAUCAAGGCUUUCCAGAAGCAGAGGGUCCAGGAAAUGCGCUUGAACCUGACACAGUUGGCCAGGAGUGAAUUGGCCAGAGCGCGCCAAAUCAGAGCCGCUCUGCAACGGGCGCUGGAUCAAGCCCGGCUCUUCCCAGUUCCGGAUGACCCUCAUCUCUCUUCGCUCUACUCUUAAAAUAUAUAUAGUUUCGUCCGUGAACUAAAAAAUUAAAAAUCCAGUCGAUGGCAUUCCCGAACGAAAC
This is a messenger RNA of Daphnia pulicaria, 1533 nucleotides long. RefSeq names its product sorting nexin-6-like. The record is from RefSeq and is a predicted model, not a curated record. Gene Ontology annotation, molecular function: phosphatidylinositol binding. The transcript has 7 exons. NCBI's taxonomy places the organism in Eukaryota, Metazoa, Arthropoda, Branchiopoda, Diplostraca, Daphniidae. The coding region runs from base 225 to 1466 and encodes 413 amino acids.